Molecule: messenger RNA, 1066 nt
Organism: Solea solea (common sole)
Lineage: Eukaryota; Metazoa; Chordata; Actinopteri; Pleuronectiformes; Soleidae
Gene: lin52
Product: lin-52 DREAM MuvB core complex component
Exons: 6
Coding region: 109-447 (112 amino acids)
Biological process (GO): regulation of DNA-templated transcription
Cellular component (GO): DRM complex
Source: RefSeq, a predicted model, not a curated record
CACAACUGUUGACCGCCCAGUGGCGGGUUUGUGAAGUACACCCCAACACGUCAACUCCGAGAACGGCUGCUGUGAUUGGCUGUCGUCUGUCACGUGUUAAUUCUGAAGAUGGCGUCGCCAAAUGGAGGUGACGAUUUUGAGUCUUCUCUGCUGAGUUUUGAGAAGUUGGACAGAGCGUCGCCAGACCUAUGGCCUGAACGGUUGCCCGGAGUUGCAGAAUUUGCUGCAUCUUGUAAAAAUCCCAUCACUAAUUCACCCCCCAAGUGGAUGGCUGAACUAGAGAGUGAAGAUAUUGAAAUGCUCAAAGAACUAGGAAGUUUGACCACAGCCAACCUGAUGGAGAAGGUCAAAGGCCUUCAGAACCUCGCCUACCAGCUGGGCUUAGAGGAGUCAAGGGAAAUGACCAGGGGGAAAUUCCUGAACAUCUUGGAGAGAGCCAAGAAGUGACAAAUCCAGUUUUGUUGUUUGUUUUUGUUGGUUUGUGAUUUCUAAAAUGUGAUGUAUAUGUGUAGAAACACGACAAACAAAAGACUGUGCCGAGGUCCUCUUCUUACAAAACUCCAUUCUAGAUAGAAGCCUUUCCUUUAACCCUUUAACAUCUCCCCCUCAAAAUGAUCCGACUGGACUUAAUUUUGUGCUAAAUGUUAAAAUACUGUUUUAAAAGUGUAAAAUGAAGAAAAACAAGAAGUUUUACUACACAAACAACAUGUUAAAUUUGACAUUUGAACAGUGUAAGCACAUUUACAAUAAGAUUUUUUUUCUUUGUCUCUCUGGCGACAAAGACACUGGUUAUCCGGCUUCCUUGAAACGGCGCAUGUGAAAUUUCCCGUAAUAUCCACACGUUGGCUCUGACGGGCGACUUUCUCAGCUUUCAGAAACCGUCGCGUAACCGCGGUAACGCAUACGCAAUACGCUCGGUGUUAAAGGGUGAAUGGAAAACUUAAACAGAAUCUCUCUGUAGCUUGUUAGACCUCUUUUGAUUGCAGGUAUUUAUUCUUAUUUCUAUUUUAAACAUGAUUUGUGUGCAGUUGUGAGGUUGUAUAAUAAAGUUUUAACAUGAAAAUUC